AUGGAUAGCACCAGCAGCAGCAAAAGUAGCAAGAAGCGUCAUGUGGGUUUGACGAAAGCAGCCGGUGGACAGCAGCGGCGGUGGUCAGUCGUUGGAGAUUGUUCUUUCUCGACGUUGCUGCUGUACGGCUUCUUUGCGGUCGCUGUGUUGACACCUGAUGUGGCCGUAGAAGGAAUUCGCCAGAAGAGGAGAGAGUCUAGCUGUUAUUAUAAUGGGACCCACUUCAUGGAGGGCUCAAUUGUGCCAACGAUGGAACCCUGUCUGAUGUGCAAGUGCCAGAGUAAAACGUUGAUUUGUGCGCUGAAGGUUUGCCCGGAACAACCCAUUCCUCCACCGAGGGGCUGUAUUCUGGUGCACAAGAAUGGUGCCUGCUGUCCGUACCUUCAGUGCUCGAAGCUACACCUGGCCACCAAAAACAGUGGAGAUCGGAAGAAAAUCCAUUUCCUGGACUACUACCAGAAGGCAGCCGAAGAGCGACUAUCGAAUCCGAACUCCUACCUCAGGAGAUCCGACGAUGACGAUGUGGAGGAGCUUGGAGCAUGCAUCGUCAACGGAACGGUGUACAAAUCGGGGUCGGCCAUGACUUCGUCCUCGCUGUGCUCGUACUGCUACUGCAUCAAUGGUCAGCAGAAAUGCGUCAAACCAAAGUGUGCCUUGCCGAACCCUCGGUGCGCUCCGAUUUUCAUCGAUUCCGCCUGCUGUCCGAUCCGGUACGAUUGUACAGGAAAAACGCCGUUCAAUGCAACAAUUUCGACCGAGCCGCCGAAACCGGUGCGGCGGAUUAAUAAUCGACACUAUCUCCGAACCGUGGAACAGAAAACAGGGAAAAAUAGUGGGUGUGUUGUGAAAGGAAAAACCUAUCCGGAAGGUGAUCGGGUAGCUUCGCUGGAUCCGUGCGAGGUUUGCUACUGCAUUCGGGGCACGAAGAAGUGUACGCCGAAGAAGUGCGCUCCGGCUAUUAAGGGUUGUACGCCGCGGGUUCCCCGUGGCGAGUGCUGCGCGGUGCGGUAUGAUUGUAGUAAGUUUUGUUGCUUGGAAAGGUGGUUGGAAUUUUACGCUAACGUUUUGAAUUUUAUUUUAGAACAUGGUGAUCUGAAAACUUUCGCCCGAAAGAUCGAGGAUGAGCAAGAGUCGUUUGACUUCUUUUCCAUUCUGUUUGGUCCCGAUCCCGAUGAGCCGAAGGUUGAGGGGAAGAAUGUUACCGAAACAGUAGUGACGGAGCCGCCGCAGGUUAAUAGUACUACGUCGGAGAAGAGCUUUUUUGAUUUCCUGAAGGCAGGACUGGAGUUUAUUGAUAGUAAUUCGGAUGAUUUGUUGCCGGAAACGACGAUAGCAACUGCGGCAUUGAAUGCGACUAGCACGAACACCACCAUCGACGUUGCUCCGGCAACGGAGACAACAACCGAAUUGCAUACUGUCAAAGUGGAAAUUAUUCAAGAGCCGCAGACUAUCUACAUUGAGAAGCCAGAUUUUAAUUUUCCUCCCAGAAGUACUAUUCCACUAUUGCUUAAGUCGAAUGCAGUUAGAGAAACGACGCAGAAUACGACGACGACGACGACGCCGCCUACAACAGUGAAAACUACCUCUACGCCUACGCCGACAACAUCAACAACAAAAAGGACGACGACUACGACAGUUAAAACAACUGCACCAACAACAAGAACAACGACCACGACAAUUAAAACAACGGCACCAACAACAACGACGACUACGACGGCUAAAACAACAACACCAGCAACAACGACGACUACGACAGCCAAAACAACAACAAUUAAAACAUCCACGUCAACAACAACAACAACAACAACAACGCCAGCGCCAUCCAGCUCGACUGUCACUUCAACGUCAACAACGAAGGAAGCUCCAAAAGCAGUAACCAAAGCCCCGCUGGUGAUUGAUUCAACUAACGGAGAGCCAGAGUUCCAUAAAUUAGAAUCCGAUUCUCUAUUGAAGGAAAAUUUGACGGAAGUUUCCAACUCGUUGGUCGAUUUGGAAUCUUCUCGUGAACCUCCAUCUACUACCGUACAACCGAAGUUGGCAUUAGCCACUCAAAAACCAACAACUCAAAAACCACAAAAAAAUCAAAAAACUACAACAACAACAACGGAACCGCCUCGUAUUCGCACAACCGAACGACCACAAAAGAUUCGGAAGCCCAUUCUGACGGAGAGUGCCACCACGGAGAAACCGAUCGAGGUCGUCAUUAAGGUGGACGAUUUCAUAGACAAAUCCGCGGUGGAAUCGAUUCUGCAAUCGCUGCAUGCUAAGCUGGAAAGCGUAGCGAACUCGGAAGUGGUUCCGGCGGUGACGACGGUCAUCACGAAGCGACCGAACGAUAAGUUCGUUGGCCAUGAAAUCGAUAAAGUGCCGACGACGAUCAUCUCCAGCUCGCCGGCGGUGGUUUCGACGACUGCUGGAACUACGACGUCGACGUCGACGUCGACUACGGAAGAAGUGUUCACGGAACAAACGGAACCGGUAACGCCCGAGGAAGAAGACGAUGAGCCGGAGACGACGAUCCCCGAUGUUGAGGUGACUGAGGCUGCCCCGACAGAGGGAACUAGUGAUGAUUUCAAUGAAGAUGAGGUUAUGAGUACUACAGAUUUGUCGGUGGAUUCUACAAGUACUGUUGCUACGACAGACGUGACUGAUUUGGACGUGGUUGAGUUUAAGACUGAUAAUGAUACAGAACUCGCGCUAUCGGAAAAUGUUACUGAGAUUUCUACGGAGCAGCCGCUAAUUACAACUCCGAAGCCUAAACCAGUUACCCAGAAGAAUACAACAAAACCGCUGAUUACCAAAGAAAACAAUCUUCUGUCGGUUCUGUUGACGGAACUGUCGAACAUCUUCGAUUCUACGAAGAACGAUUCGGGCAAACAGAAAAAUCGAACGGAACCUCGCCCGGUAACGCCAAAACCGAUUCCCAUCGGAGAAUUCCAUAGACCCAGCAGUAUUCCUUCGAUACUGGAGUCAGAUAUUAGCUUAGAUUACGGCGAGCCGACCCUUCCACCGAGUCUUCCGAAUUUGAAAAUCAUCCCGUUCCUGCCGGCCGAUGCAGUUAAGAAAAAUGAUGCUCCAAUUCCAAUGGCCGCCCCGUACGACUUCUACAAGCCAAACCCAACCAAUUAUCCUGUCAUCGGUGAAGGCUACGAACCCUAUGGAGUACUCAGCGAUCACGAACUGCAUCCGGGAGUUCCGUUUAAACCUCCGAAAUACGAUUACAGUUACGAGUCGCCUCUUACCUAUCCGGCAUUGACGGAAAACUACGACAUAGAAUCCAAGAGCAAUCAGUACAACGCCAAGAUUGGCAUUCGAAACAAGUACGACACGAUCAACGAUCCGGACUAUGAUUACGCGGACACGGACGCACUGGCCAAGUACGACAUCCACUCGAAGCAGGAACUGUUCAAGAACGAACUGAAAAAGUUCAUUCCAGCGAAGUACGAAGCGCCGCAGGAAGGAACGUACGUGCCGGUUUACGAUAAGUACGGCGUCGGUUAUCCGGAGAAGAACAUCUACUAUUCGAACCACAAGGAAAAGUACGAACCGGUGGUCUACAGUGCGAAACCGGCGGAGGUCAGCACCGAGCACGCCCUGUUCCGGCUGGAGGAGAAGCCGGUUCCUUCGCUGGCAGCCGGAAGUGGCUUCUCGCCACCAACUAAAACUGAAGGAGGUUUCCUACCGAAGGAUCACAUCAAGGAAGACUUUUACUAUGCGACGACCGUUUUUCCCGACGAUCAUUCGAUCAAGAUACCAUUCAACACCACUAAAUUUAAGUUUGGAGUCACUCCGGCAAACCCAUUCAUCGACGUCAUCCGAACGGAACCUCCCCCGCCACUGAUCAGUCUAAUCGAAGACAAAGAAAAACUGUUUUCCGUCUAUCAUUCGGUUGCGAAAAAUAACUACUCCUCACUGGACGACCUCCUGGACAACGACAAUGUCGACAGCUCGGAGUACGACAAGCAGAUCAUCUCGAUCACAACCGACGCUAACUAUCUGUCGACAAUCGACACUAGCUCGGUGGUGGAUGAACUCGACGCGGCCACCGGUCAAAGCGCCAUCAACUUCUCGCUUCCACCGAUGCCACUCGAAGCGUCAGCAGAACAUUUACGCAACGGUUCCGAACCGGAACCAAGCGGAAUGUUCAGUUUAGAGAACGUCCUGAACUAUCUGUUCCGAGAGGACGAACCAGUAGCACACGACAACAGCACCACAGCAGAAUACCCGGACGGUGUUCCACCGUUCCGAACCAGUCCAUCUCGCAUCAGCGGGGUUUACAAUCCGUCGACCAGCCUCGACUUGGGCGAUGUGAAACCACCAUCCGACGAGGAACAACACGACGGAACGGUUGUCCUCAAGGUGGAAAGUGCUUCCAAUGGACCGCAGGUCCUAUACCGACCUUCCCUAAUGGACCUUCCCUUCCUUGCACCCAACUUCCACUCGAACGGCGGAGCCGUUGGUGCUGGCGGUAGCGCUGGUGCCGGUGAAGCAGAAUACAAAAACGACAUCGACCGGUACGGCUAUCUGGAUCCGGACGUCGAACACUAUCAGGUAAUUUCGGAUGGUCCUCCCAAUACCAUACCCAAUUCGGAUGCGACCUACGUGGUCAAUCCGGUUGACAUAAACAAACUGAAGCAGCACCACUCCGAAGGAAUAGCGGAAAUUUCGAUGAAAUCCAAGGUGUACAGCCUAAAGGAUACUGUCGGCAUCCUAAAGCUGGCCGGUUGCAACAUUUACGGUCGGAUGUACCGAGUUGGGAGGAUAAUUUCCGAACUGUCCGGACCCUGCCUGGAGUGUAAAUGUACCGAAGUGGGCGUGAACUGUACGCCGCUGAACUGCUGA
Messenger RNA from Sabethes cyaneus, 4842 nucleotides. RefSeq lists its product as uncharacterized. The transcript is spliced from 7 exons. Bases 1 to 4842 code for a protein of 1613 amino acids. NCBI's taxonomy places the organism in Eukaryota, Metazoa, Arthropoda, Insecta, Diptera, Culicidae. The record is from RefSeq and is a predicted model, not a curated record. Gene Ontology annotation, molecular function: protein binding.